Molecule: messenger RNA, 3225 nt
Organism: Scleropages formosus (Asian bonytongue)
Lineage: Eukaryota; Metazoa; Chordata; Actinopteri; Osteoglossiformes; Osteoglossidae
Gene: fbxw10
Product: F-box and WD repeat domain containing 10
Exons: 14
Coding region: 202-3132 (976 amino acids)
Molecular function (GO): protein binding
Source: RefSeq, a predicted model, not a curated record
GCGCAGCUCGAACAUUGAAGUCGUCCAAACGCAGGCGAUUAUAAGAUGCUCUCCCCGUCAUCUGAAGUUGUCUGUGAAACAGAUCUCGUGAAAGAAAUUUUGAUCUAAAUGCACACAGGAAAUCCUUGGUUGGUUGGUUUGAAACAAACAAAGCAGAAGCGAAGUUUCUUCUGACGUUUUCGCCAGUUGGACAGCACUAAGAUGGACCUUUGCGAGUUUUUGACUGCUUCUGCGCAUGAGCUCCGCUGUAGAGGUAGGGAUGGGAACCUCUUCCCAUGUGGAAGAUGUCAGCCAUGUGCGCUCCAUUCCCAGAUCUCCAGGACCAUGCAGUGGUUCCUCAGAGCUGGAGAUGAGCUCAGGAGGCACUUCCUCAUCGGCAUCCUCCUCCGAUGUCAAGGCACCGACAUCCUCAAAGACGUUGAAAGGCUUCUGAGGGUGACUCACUGCAAAGAUUUCACCUACACCAGAUCCCGCCAAAAGCCAAGUCUACAGGAGGACUCAACCACGUGGAGCUCCAGUCGAGCACUGGACGGUGAACUCCUCAGAAACACCAUCCUGGAAACAUGGGAUUGGUUUAGUGGUAGUAAACAAUGGACCAAAGAGGUCUAUGUUUUAAGACUUUUGCAGCUUUGCAACACUGAACUUCUUCACGCUCUUGGAAACCUUACCAACGUUCUCCUAAGAAGAGAGAGGAAAGACUUUCUUCUUGGUGAUGUUAGUGACGUUGAAGACGAAACGUUUUCCAUCCCUGAAUCCCAUUAUUCUUUCAAGUCAGAUAAUCAUCCUGAGCUGGACUUGCUCAUCUGUGCCAGUUCCAGCUACGGGGCACUGGACCAGGGCUGGGAUCUGAAGCCUAAGGAUGUCACUUUAGAAACUAUCGAAGUCCAAGACCCUGGUCUGCAGAAUGAAGCCAAGAAAGAUGACUCCAGCACCACUGGAGGUGAAACUGGGUCCCUGUGUUGUGAAGACCUGGCCCUCAUGGUGACCCCCAGAUCCUCCAAAGCGCUCUCCGGUGUCAGCCGAUGCAAGGACUUCAUCCGUGGGCUACCGGUUCACCUGGCCAAGAGGAUUCUGGGCCUGCUGGACAAGGCAGCUCUCCUCAGCUGUCUCUAUGUGUCCCAGCACUGGCGCUGUUUGGCCAAGGAGGUCUGGGUGGACUGGGAGUUCAAGAGGGUGUUGGAAAAUCGGGCUGUGAUCGCGCAGAGGAGUUCUUCCUCAAGGCCCAACCCAGCCUACGCCAACAUUCAGGAGGUCCUGGUACCCACUGAAGAUGAGGAAGAACAUCUACAAUUUGGGGAACAUGCCUUUAAUCCCAGGAGGGAGAGAGGCUUUGAGAAGGCCUAUGCUGGCAUCAACACCAAGGUGGUGAAGAUGGAGGAGAGGAAUGUUUACUGUGGCCCUUACAACCUCCUCCUGCUGUUGGACCGGAAGGUGCCGCAGCGAGUUGUGGACUACGGCGGAGGGCAGCUGCUGGCUGUAGGUUCCAAGGACCGGCUGGUGCAACUGCUGGAGGUGGACACGGCGAGGGAAGCGUCACCGGCCAUGCGGGGCCACACGGGGAGUAUCCGUGCCGUGCUGCUGCGUGAGGAACGGGACCUCCUGAUCAGUGCCAGCUUUGACCUCAGUAUCAGGUGCUGGAACUUGAAGACCAAGGCCUGUGUGAUGCUGUUCCGUGGCCACUCUGGCACAGUAACCUGCCUUGGGCUUCAUGGAGACAGCCUGGUAUCUGGGGCCAAGGACUGUAAGGUGAAAGUGUGGAACCUGGUGACGGGGAAGUGCUACGAGAAGCUGAAGUUCCAGCACAGCGAUCCCAUCCUGUGCGUGAAGACAGAUGGAAACGUGGUGCUGAGCAGCUGCCAGAAAGGUCAGGUCAAGAUGUGGAGUCUGAAGUCAGCCAUGCUCAUCAAGGUGUUUGAUGGUCAUGAGGGUCCUGUUCGAUGCUUGUUCUUCAACCAGUGGCAUGUCCUCUCAGGUGGUGCGGAUGGGUGCGUGAUCGCCUGGAGCACCAGCUGCGAUUUCCAUAAGUCCUUGGCCACCUACCAACACCCAAAGGAGGUCUUGGCUUUGGAGUUUCUUUUCCUCCGUGUAAUCACCGGCUGCUCGGAUGGGAAGGUACGCAUCUUCAACUUCCUGACAGGGAACUGCCUGAGGGUCAUCAAAGCCAGCAGUCCGCUGAGCCCCGUGCUCUCGCUGCACGCACACAGCAACAAGGUUGUCAUUAACACCAAGUCCAGCGUGGUGCUCCUGCGGUUUGCCGAGGUGCACUGGGACUACUCUCUGGAAUCAGACCGCACGUUGGUGGGCGAGCCAGCGAGGGAUUUGCCCAAGAACAGCUCCUCUGGGUUCCGGAAGCAUCCAUACCCCUACGUGCGGGCUGAGCGUAUGGCCCUCUUGGCCUCCUCCAACAGGAAGCUCUACCACCGCACAUCCCAGGAGGCCGAACGGCCAGCGCUUUCGCACCACGCACGCAGUUUGUCCACAGCGAGCAUGCGCCGAGCUCAAAAAGCCCAACAGGAGUCCUUACGGCCGGCCACGUGGUCCGAACUCCUAAAGUACCGCCGCAGCCGGGCCUACAUCGACCUUCAGCCGGAGUUCCUGGGCGAGCCGCCGUCGGCCCUGUCUCCCGGGAGGCCGGUGUGCAGACGUAGCUCUAGCGCCCCCUGCGGGGCUGAUCAGAUGGGAUCAGCUGCACGGCGACUCCCCGUGAAAGACCGGGACAGAACGAGCGUGUCGGUGUCCUGCAGCGAGAGGGUGGUCAGUAAUCGGAUCAGGAGGAGGGAGCCACACCACUCCAUCACCCCGGAGGAUGUUCUCCCAGCAGUGAACUCUUCCCAGCAGCUUCAGCGCACUGAUGAAGGAAACUACAACAUGGAGAACACCUGGGGGCCUCUCACACCCCCUGGAAAUAAGGACCUUGGGGGACGGCUGCCGUUGCCACGGAAACAGGGUUUACCAGCAGCACUCAGCAGAGCUUGGACUUCGAGUGGGACGGGGAAGGUUGUGCACCAAGUGGGUGCCUUCACAACAACCAGCGAGCAGGGUGGCAACCCCCCUCUGCCAAUGAUCUUGAGGAUACCCCCGAGAGGGGGGGCCCCCACGAGGAGCGUAACAUUCCCCACCAGUGGGGUGUGACAUGUGGCAGCUACAGGUGCCACACACACAGGGGUGUCAGAAACACUUCUUGUUGACAAGUGGAGUCCAGUUUUGCUGUGCUAAUUACAGCAG